GACACUUGCUCCUAAAUCCGCCAAGGCAUUUUCUAUGUGACGGUUACCAAUAGUAAGAGGGAUAGUUAAGCUACCUAGGUUGGUCACUUCUUGGGCAAUCGGUUGAGGAUGAAAGCCGAUCACUCCUCGCCUAGAGUCACGUUGGCGAGGUCUUCUAACUUAGGUUUCUUGUUGAGGAAUCCUUUGAUGUACUUUGCAUACCUUGGCAUGUGUGCCAUAGCUUCAAGGAAGGGGAUGUUGAGGUGGAGAUUUCGGAGCACCUCCAUGAAGCCUCCACAUUCCGCUUCCAAUCUCUCCAUGUACACCCUUGUGGGGAAAGGAAGAGGUGGCUUGUACUUAACCACCGGAGAUGGCGUCGGCGAUGCCUUCCUUGCCACUUCUUUCUCUCCCCUCGAGGGCUCUUCGUCUCCAUCCUUGGGGUUGGAGUCUUACCUCUCUCAAUCACUCCCUUGGCAAAAACUCCCGGAGUCACCUUCCCACUUCUCAAUUGAAUCGCAUUCACCCCGCAUGAUACUUGGGGUUUGCCUUUGAGAAGGUAGAACUCUCUUUGGUCUCUCGGCGAGGAUCCCGACAAGAUUGCCUAUUUGCACCUCCAAAUUUUGAAGGCUUGAUUGAUGGCUUCCGAAUCCCGCCUCAACCAAGGUAAAUUUGGUAGUCGCCACAUCCAUAAAUUUCUCAAUCUUCUCUAAAUUCUAAGCACUCAUGCUCACAAAGGUAUUCACAAGGUCUUCAAGUUUGGACAACUUGUCCGGUUGUUGUUGUUGUUGAAACCCUUGACUACCUUGUGCUUGUUAAAGUUGUUGGAAGCUCGAGUUUUGGAAUUGAGGCCUUUAUUGGAUAAAAGAUGGACGAGGUUGAUAAUUGCCCGUAGGACCUUGAAAACCAGGGGGUCUCAGAUUAGUCGGGGACGACCAAGCAAAGUUAGGAUGAUUUCUCCACCCGGGGUUAUAAGUAUUGCUAUAAGGGUUGUUUUCCCUAACAUUGGCAACGAAAUCUACUUGUUCCUCCGGGGUACUCGACUCCUUCAUCGCUUGGCAAUCCUCAAUUUCAUUAUUGGUGCUCGAACACUAAUCACCAGACAUCACCGCUCUCUUCCCUUGUUUCUUGUCCUCAAGGAUCACUUCAAUCAACUUAUAAAGUUUUGCUACAAGAGGAUCACUUGCUCCCACACUUCGCACUCCUCUUUCAUUGCUUCUAUUCCCACCUCUAGUCAAGCCCCAAUCGUAUCCUUUAAGAUCCAUAUCUUCGAGCAACUAGGUCACUUGAGGUGUGGUCAUGUUCAUCAACCUCCCUUGGCAAGAGAGUCAAUGAGGAUCGUGUCUUCAUGUAUAAGACCACCAUAGAAAGUUUCUUUCCGAAAUUGCUUCUCGAAUCCAUGGUGAGGGCAUUGAAGGAAAUAAUCGGAGAAUCUUUCCCAAGAAUCUCUCAAGGUCUCAUCUUCGUCUUGCUCGAAAUGGGUGAUCUUCUUUCUCCCCCCGGUCGUCUUUGAAGGAGGGCAAUAGAGGGUCAUGAAUUUGUUGAGAAGAUCAUCCCACGAGGUGAUUAAGGGAGGUGACCGGUUGUUGAGCCAUCGAAGUGUCGUCCCCGAAAGUGAGUAGGGGAAAAGCCUUAAUUGCAAAACUUCCGCCGGCAUGCCAUUUAUCUUCAAAAUCCCCGCAAGCUCAAGAAAUCUUUGCAUAUGCUCCCUCGGCAAUUCGCUUGUGUGCCUGUGGAACAAAGCAUUGUUUUGAAUCAUUGUCACGAGGGCAGGCUUGAUUUUGAAGUUGUUGGCCGCCACGGGUUGGUGUAAGAUAUGCGAUUGAAUGUUUGCCGUCCGUGGGUCCAUGUAAUAACCCAUUGUCCUUGGGGAUUCCUCCUAUGUCGCCUCCUCAUUGUGGUUUUGAACUUAGACGGCUCCCUCUAUUUGUUGGUUCUCCGCCAUCUCAACUCCAAUAUAAAAUUCACCUUCAACUCCUUUAACUUUUACUCCACUAACUGCGGGACACAAUUGUUGUCCCCUUUCUUCACUUCUCCUCCUUGCUUCCGCUAACUCCCUCUCCCAAGCUAGGAGUCAGAGAGUCAUGUUGAUGUUCUCGUCAAGUGGUACCAAAGGUGCCGAAUUGCUUCGGGUCAUGCACCGCCCAGCACACACUUAGAAAAAAACACCACGUCUAGCACAAGCAAAACACUCACACAACCAAAGCUGAAAAAUAAAAGAUAGAUUAACAC
Messenger RNA from Linum trigynum, 2208 nucleotides. The record is from the annotation of a GenBank genome assembly. NCBI's taxonomy places the organism in Eukaryota, Viridiplantae, Streptophyta, Magnoliopsida, Malpighiales, Linaceae.